Clupea harengus (Atlantic herring) is the source of this 3155-nucleotide messenger RNA. RefSeq names its product prolow-density lipoprotein receptor-related protein 1-like. NCBI's taxonomy places the organism in Eukaryota, Metazoa, Chordata, Actinopteri, Clupeiformes, Clupeidae. Gene Ontology annotation, cellular component: signaling receptor complex; plasma membrane. Gene Ontology annotation, molecular function: protein binding; calcium ion binding. The record is from RefSeq and is a predicted model, not a curated record.
UCUAAUUGAACACCUGAGGAAACAAUAAAGACACUUAUUUACAGAUUGUCUCUGUUUGUAGCUAACGAGGCUGGCCGCCAUGGAGCUUCGGCCACUUUUGUGUAUGGUUGCCCUCUCUUGUCUGAAAAUGAUAUCAGGUUACAAUCAGACUUGCAGACAGGAUCAGUGGCAGUGUGAUGAUGGUACAUGUAUUCGUCAUUCGUGGCGAUGUGACGGCGGUUCUGACUGCAUCGACGGCUCGGAUGAAUUGGACUGCUUGUGUGGUCCAGGUGAGGCUGAAUGCGCGGACGGUUCUAGCUGUGUGAAAGUGUCUUCAGUGUGUGAUGGUCAGGCCCACUGCCCGGAUGGUUCACACGAACGGAUGUGCACCCAGAAUGCAGGGUGUCUGCCCAACGACUGGUCUUGCAAUAACGGGCUCUGCAUCCCAAUAGAACUACGGUGUAAUGGACGCAACGAUUGUGCUGACAACUCUGAUGAAGAGGCCUGUGGCCCUUGUGGGGACCCCAGACUCUGCUGCCUUGGUGGGAUUUGUUUGACGGCCACAAAGAGAUGUGAUGGAAUCACGCAGUGUUCUGAUGGAAGAGAUGAGCCUGCCUCAUGUGGUAAAAAAUGUUACGAGGCAGACGGAGGCUGCAGCCAUGCCUGUGUGGAUCAACCAUGGGGGGCUGAGUGCCACUGCCCCGCUGGCAUGCUUCUCUCUGCAAAUGGAGUUAACUGUGAAGAUUUGAAUGAAUGCUCCCAACCUUAUGGUCCAUGCCAGCAAUUGUGUAUUAACACACCAGGCACCUUUGCCUGUCGUUGCCGCGAUGGUUUUAAGAUGCAGGGUAAUACCUGUCAAGCACAAGAGAAUGUGACCAAGAUUUUGACCACCAGAAAGGAAGGCAUUGGACUGCUGAACUUGAAAACCAGGGAAAUUGAAAACCUCUAUACAGCUGACAGGAAACCCGUAGCCAUCACGUAUGAUCUGGCACGUGGCACUAUUUACUGGGCUGACCAACAGGGCCGCAUUUACAAGGCUCAAGACCAAAAGAUUAGCACACUCUAUGAUGGACAAAUGGGGAUUGGGAGUCUUGCAUGUGAUUGGCUGAAUGGGCAUUUGUAUUGGACCAGUACCGAGACAAAGUCCCUGUAUGCCGGCAGCGCUGAUGGCCGUGGUGUGGCCGUAGUAAUGGCCAAGGAUGGGACCCCUCUGGACCUGGUCUUACUGCCCACUGAGAGAAGCAUGUUUUGGAUGAACAAAGGUGAAAACGGUGGUACUACCAUUGAGAAAGCAGGCAUGGAUGGUUCCAAAAGGUUGUCUCUGGCAGUCAUCACAGCAGAAUUGCCAAGAGGUCUCACUCUAGACGUGGCUUCUCGUCGCCUCUACUGGAUCAGUGAUUUCAAAAUGUCGAUAGAGACCGUGAAGUGUGAUGGCAGUGGACGCGAUACCUUUUGGGACGUCUUCAAAGGCAAGACUGCACGCACUUUAGCUGUGUUUGAGGGGAUGUUCUACUGGGCCGAUGAGAAGUACCUUUGGCAAAUCGAUCCAAACGAACCUAAGCAGAGCAAGUUCAUUCUUAAAGCCUCCUCACCCCAUAUGAUCGUCUAUCACAGCCUUCAGCAGCCUCAAGGUGCACCUGGUCCGUGUGUUUCCUCACGAUGCCCACUGUGUCUUCUGUCCAACAUGGAGCCUGUCGGCCACACAUGUGUUUGCCCCAAGGGACUACUCUCUCAACCAGAUGGAACAUGCUCAUAUUUUAAGCUUGUGUACACUACACCGACCAGUAUGUAUAUGCUGGAGUUUGCGGAAAAGGAACCCAAAAAGAAGUUGCUGUUGAGGACCACAGACGACAUUGAGUCUUUUGAUAUUGACUGGAGAAGUGGCUCCAUCAUGUGGACCAAUGGAACAGGCCAUUUGAAGGGGCAAUGGUUUACUGGAGGGGAGCCUGUCCACAUCCCAACCCCUGCUCCUGUUUGCUUAGUGCGUGUAAGCCAACAGACUGGAAACCUGAUCUGGCGGUCUUGUGAUGCGCUCUCAUUCGGUGUCACCGGGGUGAGCAUCACCCUUCCGGAUCACAGCUUCUUCAAAACCUUAUACCAGACACGGCGAGAGGUCAAAGACCUGUAUGUGGACUGGAAAAGGGGCCUCCUGUAUUGGCUGGAAGACAGUUGUGUGCACAGCAUGACACUAUCUGGAGGGAAUGAACAGAAUGUUUUCUGUAUGGGAGAGCAAGCCUCAGGCCACCUGGCAUUCGAUAGGAGAUCCAACUCUUUUCUGUGGAACACAUUUUCAGGGUUGCACAUAAUGAGUCUUUUAAAGAUGAAGAAGUAUUCCCUGGGUAAGGGCUGGAACAUCCCAGGGACCAUAGAGGCGGCCUCUGAGCCAUACAUAGUGUCCUCUACCAGGAACACUAUCACACUGUGGGGCCGGAGAGAUGGAACACGUGUGGCUGAAGCCAACAUAGAGAAAGGCUUGGUCAGUGUGGUGGUUGCAGAAUUGGAACUAAUGUCAGGUACAACUUCCAUGAUCAGUCAAGAGCAAAGCUGCAGAUUCCCCUCAGUGUUGUGUGAGGGCACGUCCCUGUGCAUCUCCCAGGCCCAGCUGUGUGAUGGGAGGAGAGACUGUCCAGACGGAUCUGAUGAGAAGGCCUGUGUGGAUGCAUGCUCUAACCCAGAUGAAGUUGGUUGUCCCACUGUUGCUGCCAAGACCUCAAAGACCACCCCUCUAAAGUGUCGUUUUGGUUCGAAAGCGUGUCGGGACGGGAGUGAGUGUGUCCUCCUGAGCCACGUGUGUGAUGGAGAGAAGGACUGUAGAGAUGGCUCCGAUGAGGAAGACUGCGAACAGUGCCAGGAAGGCCAGUUCCAGUGUGCUAACGGGAGAAAGUGUAUCGACCAGAAGCAGGUGUGUGAUGGGAGCCCUCAGUGUCAGGACCGCUCCGAUGAGCUGGGCUGCUGGGUGCCCACAAAGAGCUGCGCUCUGCGCUGUGAACGACUGAGCCCUUAUGAGUGGCCUUUUAUAAAAUGUUUUUUUUUGUGUGCGUAAUGUUCACACACGCACAUUUUCAAUGAAAUGUAAAAGAGGUUAUAGCUGUUAUAAAGGUUAUACAGUUAUAAAGAUCUUCACAAGAUCUCAUUCUUGUCAAUCUUGCAGAGCACAAAUUAAAUGAAAAUAAUAU